Rubroshorea leprosula is the source of this 623-nucleotide messenger RNA. The record is from the annotation of a GenBank genome assembly. Lineage: Eukaryota; Viridiplantae; Streptophyta; Magnoliopsida; Malvales; Dipterocarpaceae.
AGGCAUUUGUUUGCCGGUGAAAUCCAGGAGCUUCACUACUCUCUUCUCCGCCCACAAAUUCUCCGCUCUCGAAUAACAACCGCCUUUCCUCGUUCUCGUUUCUCCGCCCGUAUCCUAUUUCUCUGUUUUCUUCGGCUCAAGGAUGAGGAAAGAAGAAGAUGUCCAAAAUCAAACCAGAUAUGAGUUAGAUGAUGAGAGCAAGGAUAUAAAGCCUCAGAGUCGUGAAAUUGUGAUGAAAGACGCAGUGGUUGAGGAGGAGAUAGGAGGUUUUGACAAGCUUCCUUUUAACACACUAGCUAGAUUGAAUUGGAAGGUGCCUAAUGUUAGGUGACGAUAUGAGUUUUUGGGCUACCAACAAAUUGUGUAGAUUGGCAUCUCCUUCAAGUCUAGCUUUGGAGUGCUCUGUAGGCUCUCCUCUCUUGGUUAACCUAUUAGCCAAAAGGUGAUACCUUUUGCAAUUUCAUUGAUUCGCUACGUGGUGAAAAGUAUUUCUUGAGCAUCCUUAAUAACGGAUUGAGAGAUGCGACUAUGUGUUAUUCAAAGGGAGUUUGGUGUGUGAUGCCAAAAGGUGAACAUUCCAUAAUCAUUUGGAAUCCUUUUGUUAAGAAAACCAUUCUACUUCC